Messenger RNA from Oncorhynchus mykiss (rainbow trout), 2245 nucleotides. NCBI's taxonomy places the organism in Eukaryota, Metazoa, Chordata, Actinopteri, Salmoniformes, Salmonidae. The record is from RefSeq and is a predicted model, not a curated record.
GUAUUCACAGUUUUAUAUCACUGAUCUCUAUUUUCACUUGACAUACCUGCUGCAGGGUGCAGGGCUACUCUCUUCCCCCUGCAUGUUCUGAUGAGCCUGGGGGUAUGAACCAGACUGCCAACACUGUAGCAGUCAAGCACAUUGAAACCCCUCAACCUCCUCGUCUUCAGGAUAGCCUCAACCCCCGUGCUGGAAGCCAUGUCUUGCACACAGAGAAUAACUUUGAACAGGAGAUAUUUUCUGGAAUAGCCAAACAGGUACAUCAGCGAGAUCCACGGAACCACGAUCGCAUCAUCAUGGACAACAAUUCAGAGUACCAAAAGAACCUUCAAGACUUUUUCCCCUGUGGUCCAGAUAAGUGGACAAAAGCAGAAACCAUGCACAAUGAGACACAAGGUUGGGGCUUUAACCAAAUAAAUGCAACCCCUGUUAAAGCACGAUUUUACUCAUUAAAAUUCCAUUGGGUAGGAAUGCGACGGGUGGAGAAAGGUACUCGGCGGUGGGUGGACCUGCCUACCACUGCUGACUAUGCCACAGAGUUGGGUCUGAGACCGCCUGACUACAGCGGGAAGGACACAGAGGCGCCCAGACAGCAACCCCACUACAACCCUAUGGCCGAGCUCUCCUCCUUACGUUACGCAGUGGAGGGAUGGAGGAGUGCCUGGAAGAUCAAGAUCACCUGGCAGAGUGUGACUAUUGAAGGGUUAAAGAGGGCCCUUAAAGACCUGCACUACCAUGUUCGCCUGUCAGCCAUAGCCACUUGUGCAUCAGGGGCAGUGAACAGACCGAGGGAAAAGCAACAUCCCACAGAUGCAGGUCAGUAUGGCCGUGUGCGGGACAUCCAGCCAGUUCCUCAGGAGCUCCAGCCUCUUCUUCUCCUAGCUCUGGACGACCCUGUGAAGAGAGUUCAGAUGGCAGCAGCAGUGUGCCAGUACGCCAUGGGGACGCCAGACUCCCGAGCCCGUGUAAUCCUCUGCAAUGCACUACAUCAAGACUCUGCAGGUGUAGGUGCAGACAGCUGGGUGGCAGCGCAGUGCCUGGCCGUGGAGGGGGAUUACAGUCGGCCAGUCAUUCAGAGACUUCUCUCCCAGCACUUCGUCAGUGAGGUUCACACAGAUAAUAAACAGUCAGCCGCUCUACUUGCCAGCAUCAGUAGCAAGACAACUCUAGUUCGCUCUCUGCUGGCUGAGGAGUUGAAUUGUGCCAACUGGAGGACCAGACUCUUGGCUUGCAACACUAUCUCCCAAUUGAAAGGACCAAUUAAUAAGGACCUUGCAAACAAGUUGAUCUACCUGAUGUGGAAUGACUGGAGUGGUAACGUGAAGCAGGCUGCAGCCCAGGCCCUGGGGAAACUAGGAAUGGGAAGAGAUGUGCACAACGAGCUGAGAAUGAAGCUUGAGGAAGGUCCUGCCUCCUGGAGGGUGGAAGCUCUCAUCCUCAUAGCUCAUCUACAGAUCAUGACUGCCAAGCUGCUGCCACCCUUCCUGAAAUGUUUCAAUGACAACUUUGUGGCCGUGAGGAAACAGGCCUGUCUGACUGCUGCAGCUCUAAUUAUGAAGUACAGCAUGGUCUUGAAUCAGCUGAUUCAGCUAACACAGAAUGACCCAGCAUGGGAGGUUAAAGUUGUUGCAAUCAGUGCUUUAGGGAAGAUAGGUUGCCUCACGCCGACUCUCCAGGACCACCUCCUCUGGGCUUUACAUCAUGAGGAGAAACCCCAGGUACGCAUCGCCGCCUGCCAGGCCCUAAAGAUCCUUAAAGUGAAGGGACCAGAGCUGCAGAACCUCCUACAGGAGAGGUUUGUACUGGAACCCCACCCCCAGGUCCAUAGGCAUAUACAGGGGCUCCUCAAAAACUAUGGCUACAGUAUUGAUGGAGACAGGGGCAUGGUCCACAAAAUCAAAGAUCAGGUUCAGAGGCUAUGCACCAAGAGCAUCAUCACAGACAAAGUGCUGUUGAUGGAGAAGCUGGAGAACAUGUACCAGCAACAGAGGAAGUAUCUGGUAAAUGAGAGCCGGCCGGACACUACACCAAUAUCACAGCUGCUGCAGGAACGCUACAACAGAAUUAAACAUUGCCCUUCCACAGUAAGGCCGACUCACUCCUCAGAUUCCUCUGUGACUCAGUCCUCCUCUAAAUGUACGCUUGAAUCAAGCCCUGUCAACAAAUCCUCUUCAUCUGCUUAUCAAGAUCAUCAACACUCCAUCGUGUGACAGUGGAGAAACUUCAGCACUCCAAGAAAAUGAAG